This is a messenger RNA of Cloeon dipterum, 4884 nucleotides long. Its product is annotated as condensin-2 complex subunit G2-like. Bases 204 to 3908 code for a protein of 1234 amino acids. Gene Ontology annotation, cellular component: nucleus; condensin complex. The transcript is spliced from 16 exons. Lineage: Eukaryota; Metazoa; Arthropoda; Insecta; Ephemeroptera; Baetidae. Gene Ontology annotation, biological process: mitotic sister chromatid segregation. The record is from RefSeq and is a predicted model, not a curated record.
GGGAUUUAUUUGUAAACAGAGGCCAAUGCUCCUCCUACGCGCGCAAUCUUCUUUGUUUCAUUCAUAUUUCGCCUUCACGUUCGCGACUUUGUUUAGGAUUUUUUCAUGAUCACAGGUUUUGCGCGAACGAGGAAAGUCUUCAAAUGCUUAUUCAUCGACGUUUGACUCCACCGUGGCGUGUUUAGCAUCGGUUUUAGAGCAACAUGAGCAAGAAGGUCAUCACCAAACCGCCAGCUCGACAAUCGUUCAGCGAAUUCGUGGACAGGCGCGACCUGGUUAAAAUCCACGGCACUUUCACCUCAGAAGCUGUCGCCUUGGAACUGAUCAGCUCACUCAGCAAUGCACGGAAAAAGCUCCUUUGGGAAUGCAUUUGCGAGGCCCUCUUCUCACUUUCACCAAAUCAUUCAGAUGUUGUGUCUCCCGCUGCGCCUCGUUCACCUCCAUUUGUGUUCAACGGAAACGUUAGAGUCGGAAAUAGUGAAGAAACGGAACCUGAUGGAGGCGGGCCAUCCAAGAGAAAGAGCGGGAGGACGAAAAAGGCUGCCGAGGACUAUGUUGUCUCAUUGCUUCCUGAGAAUCUAAAGGAGAGGGCUUUAAUCGUGCUGGUCUGCAUGAGGUAUUUUUUGGUCCAUGCGAAAGAUCGGGAGCCUGGAGUGUUAAGAACCGUUAUCGAUGUUCUAAACCACCUCCUCGCUUUAAAUAUCUGUGGAGAUAAGGCUAUUACGAUUUGCGAGACAAUUUGGAAGAAAAAGUGGAGUGGCUACGAACUCUUAGGCGUGCAGUGUUUCCAGUACAUGCUGCACAUUGUUGCGGACGCCAACUGCAAAAAGGCUGAUGUGAAAAGGUUACUCAUGUACAAAGAGGCGGUUGAACCAUCAGCCUCGUGGAUUCCGAAUGUUGCCGACGCAAUGGCGCUUUGCCUCACAAACAAGACCGUCCUUUUAGAAAGUAACAGUGCAUCUCUCCUCUCAAGAUUUUUUAACAUUAGUGCAAAGUAUACUGAGGAAUUCCAUUCACACGUUAAGAAGGCUUUGAUCAACCAAUCAAAAGCUGAAGCCAAAGCUUACGGGCAAAUCUACGGCUGGGCACUGAAUCGAUCCUCGCCCGAAAUGCUAGAAGUUUUGAAGACAAAGUGCAUUCAAGACUUCAUCCAGAAGUACAUCAAUGUCCAGUGGGACCUGAAAGCGCAGAAAAUGAUGCCGCAUGGAAUAUUGCUGGAAGCUGUCCUGGAGGAGAUCUACUACAUCACGUCUAGCAACGUGGUUGGCUUCAAAGUUCUCCUUGAUGCUUACGAGCCGCUACUGUGGAGGAAUUUAUCUGCCGCAAAUCCUCUGCAACGAGCCACUUCAAUCAAGUUGCUCUACAUGAUGUACCCCAUUGAGCCGCACAACAUCACCAGAGUGGACCAGGAAGUGCUGACCAACAAGCAAAAUGAGUUGAUUCUCAUGUCGCUAGAAGAUCCAAACCACGUAGUCCGAUUGAUAUCUGUCAAAAAAAUUCGCAACAUCCUUGCCGAGACGUGGAGUGUGAUGCCGAGGCCGUUCAAAGUGGGAGUUUGUAAUGCCAUUUUCAACAAGCUUGCGUUUGAUAAAUCCAGUCCAGAUAUCCGCAGGGAAGCUUUAAUAACAAUUUGCAACUUCAUCAAUGACGACAACUACCAGAUGUGCCUUUUCCUAUCAAAGUUUUUCAAAUUCCUCAAGCCGUCCAUUUAUGAUGAGUGCAAGCAAGUGCGAAGAGCCAUGCUCCAGGUUUUGCUCGCGUUGCAGGAGUUUCGACACCCCAAAGCUUUUUCUAGUCAAGACUCAAACGAGAGCAAUUCAAAAGUCUCUAGCUGUUGGGACAUUGUAUCCUUGCGAGAGCUGAUUGAAGUGAUGGCCACGGAGGAGUCCAACUCAACGAUUCUCAAAAUGUGCGUGGAGCUGGCCUUCAGAAGCAUUCACCCGAAGGAGCCAGAGAGGGAAAGUACUCAGCUGCACAGAGUUAUCUGGCUCAUCAAACAGGGUCAGCAAAUCGCGAGGAACUUUUAUGAGAAUUCUCUGCAUUUACUUCCAGUGGAGGAAGCUAUUGUUUUCAUGACCAAAGUGAUAUCUAGAUUAGGAGUUUACUACAGGGACUUUGACAGGAAGGGAAGGCCGAGGAAAAAGGAGGGAGCCGUCGAAAAGCCUGUCAGCAAAGCGAGGAAAAGAAAGGCGGACGUUCUGGAUGAGGCCAAUGAAGGCACGGAAGAAAACUUGGAGUCGUUCAAUGAAUACCACGAGGAAACUGAAGGAGGGCAGUCUCAAGAAAACAUGCUGGAGCCAGUGAAAGAGAGUCUGAAAAACCCAGCGAUUGUCGCCGGUCUGCUUGACAUUAUCAUGGUUCUGUGGGUGAAACACGCCAAAGUCUUGAAUGAAAACGCCAACGCCCAGGUGCAGGCCAAGUUUGAAAGUACCGUGCAAAUCUCACUAGAAUUCAUCUUCAGAGAGUGGAAGGACAAUUUCCAAGUGCUCGGACCAAUUUUAUAUAUUGGAAGUAUGCUUCCCUCGAAAGGAAUGAAAAGGCUGCUCAAUUUCUGCAUCAACAGGAUCAAACUUCUCAUCACAAAUAAUGGUGGCAUUCCAGAUCAAGAAAUCAAACUUUUGGCGACGGGAGUGUGCAACUGGGACUCGGCUGACAUUUUGCUCAACAUGACAGGCGACUGGCUCGCGGAAUGCAUCAAACUCUCCAUCUCGAAAAGCAAAUCAAAGGCAAAGAAACCAAAGCUAGAUGAAGACCCUGAAAUCGAAAACAAAGCCUCGGCGGGGCUAAUCAUCCUGGAAAAAGUUUUCACCCACCCGCUGGCACACGCAGUCACCAUCCAAAAGUCGUCCGGAGCGAUGCAGAGUCUGCUCAAAAUUACGGAAGGCGUGAAAAAGGUGAUCGAACUGCGCCUCUCGUGCACGGAGCCGUCGGCAGAAAUGUCGGACGAGCUGAUCCACAGUUGCUUCAAACGGUACGUGGCGCUGAUGAACCUGAUUCCCCCCAACAAAGAGACCAACUUCAACCCGAGCUCUGAGUUUUCGAGUCUGAUCGGCUGGUCGGACAAACACCUGCUGCCAAACACAAGCGAGGACAAACUGUCGCAGAACGGGCGGCACUCUGCCCCGCUGGUGGUGCAGCUGCUGUCGGUUGAGCUGCGCUGCAUCGCCAUCGCCACGCACAAGAACAUCAUCUCCAAGGACCUGAUGAGCAAGGCUGCUGGCUUCUGCCAGCGCAUCCUUGCAACCCCAGCCGCCACCUACCUCGUCUCCAGCCUCAUCUGCGCUGCUGGCAGCCUCUUCGUCAACGCCGUGCUCGUCAAACAGGGCAAGCGGCGGGGCACGCUGCCCAAGGACCUCUUGGAGAUCACGCUGCCCAAUCUCAUUUGCGACAUCCUCAACGGCAGCGUCAACGCGUCAAAAUUGGAGAUGCUGAUCGAGCGGGACUCGGUGGCCAAAAACGAGCUCAAGUCCAACAUUGAGGAGCUGUACAACGCCUACUACGCCAUGUUCCAACGCAACUCGGUGCAGGUCAACACGCUGGACCGCGCCUUCGUCAAAGCCGUAUUCAAGACGGCGCUCGCCUCCGACUCCGGCGACAGCGGCCUGCCCUAUUUCGCCGAGUUCCUCAUCAACGAGUUUCAGCAUAGCUCGUUGAUCACGCCCGAGAAGUUUUGGACGCUGGUCCAAGAGCAGGUGCAAUCUGGACUGGCCCUCACGCCGCAGGGCAGGUCGGCCGUCGAGGUCUUUCUGGUCGUGGUCGGCUCCAAGUGGCCCAGUCUGCUCCCGCGCAAGUACGUGGACGAGUGUCACAAAUUGCUUAGUUCCUUAGCCAAUGACAAAGCAGAGGAAACGGAGCAAAUCGACGAGUACGACUUGAACCAGUCUUUCAUGGUUCUCAAUGAUAUUUGACAGUUGCUCAGUGUCAGAAAAUCCCUGUUUGAUUUUAAUCCAAAUACUUGCCAAGCCAGAAAAUUAAUUUUUACCUUUGGUGGGGGCUGACUGAUGCAGCUCACGAAUUGUUGUGCAGUUUUUUGUUUCAUGUUUCAUCGUAAUAAUUGUUAGUAAUUAGACUUGGGAAAUUCUCCUUGUUCGGAGCCACAAACAGACGCUGCUAAUGUUCAUUCACAAUUUUUCCGGUACUCAAACUGCGAUUUUAAAUUUAAUCUUGUUCAUGCUUGGCAUGAAAAUAGUUCAUUUGACUUUUGCUAAAAAUCAAAAUCGGCCUAACCUGUAAUAACAAUUUUUCAAGACAAAUAAAAACGUUGCUGUCUUGAUUGGCUGAACCAAUUUGUUGUUUUCAGCUCGUUAAUGAAUGAAAUUAUUUACGCCAAGGAUGCACAGCGGCAAUUUUUCUGAAAUCGCAGUGCAAUUGUCUGGAUGUUGUAAAUUAACGGUGGCUUAAAACACUAAGGACUGUCAUAAGUCGUGAAUUUAAUUAAAUAAUGACGAUAACCUGAAUUGUUUAGGCCACAGUUAAAAAUGUGAGGGAAUGUUGUUUUUAUUUUCUCACGAUGUUUGCAAAAGCUCCUGCUCACAGAUUUGAUUGCACUGAAUAAUUAGGGAAACGACCUGUUGCAAACGAUCAAACCUUUCAAAACCCCAAAACGCAUUUAAUAUUGUUGUGUAUGAUGGCACUCGAGAUCUCCAAACUUUGGUAUAAUGUUUUUAAUUUAAUAUGUAAGCACCGCCCCCUAUUCAAGUACAAUGCAGAAUCACGGACAUUCUGCACUAUACGAAAUGUGCCACUCAAAUGACCCCGGGUUGAGACUGAACCAAUUUCGUUUCCAAAGCGUUUUACCUGAAAUGCAGAUAAGCACUAAGUUUACUAUUUUUAAAUGUUUGUACAUGGGAUCUGAAUAAAAAAAACGACCAAAAUAAGAUAAAA